Molecule: messenger RNA, 1297 nt
Organism: Homarus americanus (American lobster)
Lineage: Eukaryota; Metazoa; Arthropoda; Malacostraca; Decapoda; Nephropidae
Exons: 3
Coding region: 1-933 (310 amino acids)
Biological process (GO): regulation of transcription by RNA polymerase II
Cellular component (GO): nucleus; transcription regulator complex
Molecular function (GO): DNA binding
Source: RefSeq, a predicted model, not a curated record
AUGGCCAGGCCAUGCCAGAUACGUGGCUUUCAGAUCGCUUGGCCAGCGAUUUUUUCCGAGGCUUUGGUUGGCAUGCGCAGUAUAAAUUUUUUUCUCUCGCUAGUUGACAGGCGGAGGGAGGUCGUGCCGUCUAUUAAGGCCAACCCACGUCGUCUCGCCCUUCAUUGUGCACCAGUGGUGGAGAAGAUGGAGGAACUUAUUGAUGAAGUGAAGGAGCAUCCAUGUUUAUAUGACAUAAGAAUGGAGGAGUAUCGAGAUGUUCAAAGAAAAUAUAACAUUUGGGAACAGAUAGCACAAAACCUACAGCGUGAUUCCAAAAGUAUCAAGCAAGACUGGAAGAAACUCAGGGAUUGCUAUCGACAAGCACAAGCUCGAAGAAAGACCACCAGUGGUCAGGCAGCAAAGAACUGGAAGCCUUGGCGUUACGAGAAGCAAAUGCAGUUUUUAACUGCAUCAAUGAGAUCAAGAGAGACUAACACAAACAUCGAGGAUAUCAACAUAGAUUGUGUUGAUGACAACAAUGAAAGUACUGUAACAACUGCAUGUGACAUGCAGGAAGAGAUUGCAGGUUCUGUAUCUACUUCAAAAGAUGGGGAUACCCGUUGUCGUAAAAAGAGGAAGUCUUCCACCCCAAGUGAUGUCGAUAAGGUCAUUACGUAUUUGCAUGAAAAAAGGGCAAUGUCUUACAAACAGGACGAUUUGGAUUACUUUUUUAUUAGCGCAUGUCACUCUACUAGGAAGCUAUCUCGUAGGCUUCAAAAUCAAAUCAAAAGAGAAGUUCUGGACUGCAUUGCAAGAGCGGAAGAACAACACGAGUAUGAAAUCUCAAAACAUGUUUUUGCACCUUCCCCAGCACCUUCCACCUUUUCUGCUGCAACUGCAUCUACUGACUCUGAUUCAUCAUUUGCCAGUUCCUCAAAAUGUGAUGCAUAAUAUCCAGAAUGAUAAAAAUGCUGUAUGUUACACAUACGUUGGUUAAAAAAUAUUGCCAUACCAAUGUAUAUCUGGGUAUAUAAUUUAGUGAAUGAUCCUGGGGAAAAAUUAUACCAAUUUAAUAUGUACAAAGAUUUGAAAUAGUUAUAUUUUAGCUUGUAGAAGGUUGAAAUUUAUUUCUUUUAUUUUUUACUUUUAUCCUCUUCAACCACUGAUUGGCUCUUUAGCCGCUUGGCUCUUACGCUCCAUAAUGAAACAAACAAAACAAUAAAGGGUAAAGUAACGUUUCAUACAUAUAUGUGUUUAGUUAAUAAUUACUUAGUUAUUUUUAUUAUAUACCAAUGUAGAAUUAAUAAAGUUUUCA